This is a messenger RNA of Capra hircus (goat), 1244 nucleotides long. It is a transcript of the gene LRRC69, whose product is annotated as leucine rich repeat containing 69. Gene Ontology annotation, molecular function: protein binding. The record is from RefSeq and is a predicted model, not a curated record. Bases 1 to 1044 code for a protein of 347 amino acids. The transcript has 8 exons. NCBI's taxonomy places the organism in Eukaryota, Metazoa, Chordata, Mammalia, Artiodactyla, Bovidae.
AUGGCUGAAAGGUUAUUAAUAAGAGCACUGAAGGGUGGUAAAAACACUAAAAUCAUAACCUUAAAUGGAAAGAACAUAACAAAGAUGCCCUCUGUGUUAGAAAAACUGCCAGGCCUGAAGACACUGUACCUUCAGAAUAACCAAAUUUCCAAAGUGUGCCCAGAGAUAAGCAACUUGACCCAGUUGACAGCACUAAAUCUGGGAAACAACCUUUUAGAAGAAGUUCCACAAGAGAUGAAAUACCUUACAUCCCUGAAGAAGCUCCAUUUAUUUAGAAAUAAGAUACAUAGAUUUGCGCCUGGAGUAUGUGAUGGUUUACAAAGUUUGAUCCUGCUUAAUCUGAAUAACAAUCAGCUUACAUGGAUUCCUCAAGAAAUUAGCAGAUUAAAAAAUCUUAGAUGUUUGAGUAUAAAUCAUAACCAGCUAGCCAGCAUUCCUAGAGAACUUUGUUUCCUUGAGAAUCUUUCUGAACUUCAACUUAACUACAAUCAGCUUGUGUGCAUACCCAAAGAAAUUAAGUUCUUGAAGAAGCUCCAGAAGCUUCUUCUGGCCAGGAACAACAUUAAAUCUUUGCCAGAGGGACUUUGUGAUCUUUUCAACCUGAGAAUUCUAGAUGUAGCUGGAAAUGUUAUUCAGAUGUUUCCAUCAGGAUUUCAAGAUUUGAAGCUGAAGGAGUUCUACUGUGAGGGAAACCCACUGUUCCUGAAGUGGCAAGUUAGUGCUAUAAAACAGGAGGACGUCUGGAGUUUACAGGAAAUAACGUCAAGAUUUAUAAUGAAUCAGCUAGCAGAAAAGAAUCCUUUCCUAAUGAAAGCCAUAAAAUGGUACCCACAGGUCAGGAGCAUAAUCUCUCAGGGAAGAAAGUGUGCAAUAUGUGGGAAGUUCUUUUUAACCAUAUGGCUGGAAUGUGUUGAGUUUUUUCCUCCAUCAAAGAACUGGAAAAUAAGCAGAAAUCUACAGCUGGUACCUCUUCGAAUAUUAAUUUGUUCUUAUAAAUGUUUUUACCAACGUAACCAUAACAUCUUUGGGAUUGCUCAGAGGUAGAGCAGGUAAGAAGGUCAUUUAGAGCCUCACAUGACUUACCCAUCAGCUCUGCACACAUAGUCAGAUUAUGCCCGGCUUGUGAUACCCUGCUCUUUGUCAAUACAUUAAGUAAAGGAAGAAAAGAAAAGUAAAGGACCAAUUUAAGCACCACAGUCUACCUUUAGAUUGUUUAGACUCUUAAGUGUGCUGAAAAAUAAAAU